AUGCGUGCACGACCUCAGGCGUUGGGCAUCAAGACACGCCUCAAAGCUUUCAGAGCAAUGGUACAACAUGUUUACUAUGUAGCCAUGGGGAAAGAGAAGAUUCACGUGAACGUUGUCGUUGUUGGACACGUCGACAGCGGCAAGAGUACCACCACUGGCCAUCUCAUCUACAAAUGCGGCGGUAUCGACAAGCGAACAAUCGAGAAAUUCGAGAAGGAAGCCCAAGAAUUGGGGAAAGGCUCCUUCAAGUACGCAUGGGUGCUCGACAAGCUAAAGGCCGAGCGUGAGCGAGGUAUCACCAUCGAUAUUGCGCUAUGGAAGUUCGAAACACCCAAGUACUACGUCACCGUCAUCGACGCCCCAGGGCAUCGUGACUUCAUCAAGAACAUGAUCACUGGUACCUCGCAGGCUGAUUGCGCUAUUCUCAUCAUCGCCUCUGGCACUGGUGAAUUCGAGGCCGGUAUCUCCAAGGAUGGUCAGACCCGCGAGCAUGCCCUACUUGCCUAUACGCUUGGUGUACGACAGCUCAUUGUCGCUUGCAACAAAAUGGACACAGUCAACUGGAAGGAAGACCGAUUCAAUGAGAUUGUCAAGGAAACCAGCAAUUUCAUCAAGAAAGUCGGCUACAACCCCAAGACCGUUCCCUUUGUCCCUAUCUCUGGCUUCAACGGCGACAACAUGCUUGAGGUCUCCGACAAAUGCCCGUGGUACAAGGGAUGGGAAAAGGAAACCAAGAGCAAGGUUACUGGCAAGACUCUUCUCGAAGCCAUUGAUGCUAUUGACCCCCUAGCCAUUGGUGGUAUUGGCACGGUCCCUGUCGGUCGUGUUGAGACUGGACAAAUCAAAGCCGGCAUGGUCGUCACUUUUGCUCCCUCCAACGUCACCACUGAAGUCAAGUCCGUCGAGAUGCACCACGAGCAGCUUGCCGCUGGUAUGCCCGGUGACAACGUUGGGUUCAAUGUCAAGAACGUCUCAGUCAAGGAAAUUCGCCGUGGUAAUGUUGCUGGCGACAGCAAGAACGACCCUCCAAAGGGUGCCGACUCCUUCAACGCUCAAGUCAUUGUUCUCAACCAUCCUGGUCAGGUCGGUGCCGGCUACGCUCCCGUUUUGGAUUGCCAUACCGCCCACAUUGCUUGCAAGUUCUCCGAGCUGCUUGAGAAGAUCGAUAGACGUACUGGCAAGUCGAUUGAAGACGCUCCUAAGUUCAUCAAGUCUGGCGAUGCUGCCAUCGUGAAGAUGAUCCCAUCCAAGCCUAUGUGCGUUGAAGCUUUCACCGACUAUCCUCCCCUGGGUCGUUUCGCCGUGCGUGACAUGAGACAAACAGUCGCAGUCGGUGUCAUCAAAUCCGUCGUGAAGACUGAUAAGGCUGGCGGAAAAGUCACAAAGGCUGCCCAGAAGGCUACCAAAGGUAAAUAA
Bacidia gigantensis is the source of this 1416-nucleotide messenger RNA. It is a transcript of the gene TEF1, whose product is annotated as translation elongation factor EF-1 alpha. Lineage: Eukaryota; Fungi; Ascomycota; Lecanoromycetes; Lecanorales; Ramalinaceae. Gene Ontology annotation, biological process: translation; translational elongation. The transcript is spliced from 16 exons. Gene Ontology annotation, molecular function: GTP binding; translation elongation factor activity; GTPase activity. The record is from RefSeq and is a predicted model, not a curated record. Bases 1 to 1416 code for a protein of 471 amino acids.